Phoenix dactylifera (date palm) is the source of this 1163-nucleotide messenger RNA. It is a transcript of the gene PDLP8, whose product is annotated as plasmodesmata-located protein 8. Gene Ontology annotation, cellular component: plasmodesma. NCBI's taxonomy places the organism in Eukaryota, Viridiplantae, Streptophyta, Magnoliopsida, Arecales, Arecaceae. The record is from RefSeq and is a predicted model, not a curated record.
UGAUAAAGCCAUAGCACUCCUAAUACUUCAAUGAAGCUCUGCAAAACAAAACAAGUAUAGUCAGGCUCACAAGCAUGUCCUUCAAGAAACUUCACAAACCCUUCCCCUCCUUCCUCUUUUGUUUCUUUGUCUUCUUACAUCCCAUCCAUCGAGCCAAGGCCGCCAACUUCAUCUACUCCAGUUGCUCCCCAUCCAAGUUCCAGCCGGGCACCCCCUCCCAAACCAACCUCAUCUCCCUCCUCACCUCCGUCGCCGCCGCCGCCUCCCAGGCCACCUACAACAGCUUUGCGACAGGCAACGACUCCGCGUCACCUCCCGGCGCAGCCGUUUACGGCCUCUACCAGUGCCGCAACGACUUGAGGGCCGAUGACUGCUCGGCGUGCGUGCAGAGCGCCGUAGGCCAGCUCAACCUGGUCUGCCCGGACUCCUACGCCGCCUCGCUGCAGCUCGACGGCUGCUUGGUGCGGUACAGCAACGAGAACUUCCUCGGGCGGGCUGACACGAGCCUGGUGUACCGGAAGUGCAGCUCGAGUACGAGCAACGAGGAGCAAUUCUUCCGGCGGAGGGAUGACGUGCUCGCCGACCUCCAAACUGGGGUGGGGUUUCGAGUUAGCAGCUCCGGGACGGUGCAGGGCUACGCUCAGUGCAUCGGGGAUCUGAACUCAGCCGACUGCACUUCAUGCUUGGCUCAGGCCGUUGGGCAGCUGAAGAAUUCCUGCGGGUCGGCGAUGGCCGCGGACGUUUACUUGGCACAGUGCUAUGCUAGGUAUUGGGCCUCCGGGCACUACUUCCGAUCUACAACAGCAUACCCUGGCGAUGAGAUUGGAAAAACUGUAGCAAUAAUCGUGGGCAUCUUGGCAGGAGUGGCCCUCUUCGUGGUCUUCCUUUCGUUUCUCAGAAAAGCAUGCUAGCCACCAGAGUAGAUCCUUCUCCAAAGAGACGGGUGGGUUUGGGGGCCUGAAUUUUGGCUGCGGAGCCUCUCCUCAAGUAAUGGCAAAGGACUGCAUUCCGAAUAGCUACAAGCAGCUUCCCUCAUCCUUUUCAUUUUGUUCAAUAACGAAAGAGUCCAUUUUCCAUUACUCUCGCAUUAACAAAUGAUCUUUCCAAAAAAAAGAAACAGUCUUUUUUUAAAAUAAAAUUUUCCUGGACAGCAAUUUGUUUUU